UAGUCAGGGGAAAACAGGGUCCAUUUGCCUAGAGGUACUUCGGUCUGACUGGUCACAAAUGACACACCCCACAGGAGGGGGGAGUGGCAAUCACCUGGCAAGAGGCAUAGAUUUGGAGGCUGCAGGCAGCCUUUUCUUUUGUCCACUGUGGGCCUAAAAAGAGAAACAUCCUCCUGUGGACCCCAGGCCCAUCGCUGAGAGCCCAAGCCUCUGCAUCCCUCCCGCUGCUGGGUCCACGCAGCCGCAGUCAUGGAUAGGUUCCGGAUGCUCUUCCAGCACCUACAGUCCAGCUCGGAGUCCGUGAUGAAUGGCAUCUGCCUUCUGCUGGCUGCCGUCACAGUCAAGAUGUACUCCUCCUUCGACUUCAACUGCCCCUGCCUUGCGCGCUACAAUGCCCUCUAUGGCCUGGGCCUGCUGCUCACACCUCCUCUGGCCCUCUUUCUCUGUGGUCUCUUGGUCAACAGGCAAUCCGUGGUGAUGGUGGAGGAAUGGCGCCGGCCAGCAGGACAUCGGAAGAAGGACCUGGGCAUCAUCAGGUACAUGUGUUCCUCCGUGCUGCAGCGAGCUCUAGCAGCACCCCUGGUCUGGAUCCUGCUGGCCCUCCUCGACGGGAAGUGUUUCGUGUGUGCCUUCAGCAACUCCGUUGACCCAGAGAAGUUUCUGGAUUUUGCCAACAUGACCCCCAGCCAGGUACAGCUCUUCCUAGCCAAGGUGCCCUGUAAGGAGGAUGAGAUGGUUAAAGACAGCCCUGCACGCAAGGCUGUGUCCCGAUACCUGCGGUGCCUGUCACAGGCCAUCGGCUGGAGCAUUACCUUGCUGUUGAUAGUGGUGGCCUUCCUAGCCCGCUGCCUGAGACCCUGCUUCGACCAGACCGUCUUUCUACAGCGCAGAUACUGGAGCAACUAUGUGGACCUGGAACAGAAGCUUUUUGAUGAGACGUGCUGUGAGCAUGCGCGGGACUUCGCGCACCGCUGUGUGCUGCACUUCUUUUCGAGCAUGCAGAGUGAGCUGAGAGCUUUUGGGUUACGUCGGGACCCAGCAGGUGGAAUUUCAGAGUCACAGGAACCCCCAGAGCCUCCAGAGGACCUGGAUGGUGGAAGCGGGAAGGCUCACCUGCGUGCUAUCUCCAGUCGGGAACAGGUGGAUCACCUCCUAAGUACCUGGUACUCCCGCAAGCCGCCACUUGACCUUACAGCAUCCCCCAGGCUCUGGGGGCCUGGUCUCAAUCACCGUGCCCCUGUAGCUGCUCCAGGUACCAAGCUGUGCCACCAGGUUGAUGUGUAGGAAUCUUGCUAGGCUCCAACAGAGGCAGUUUUCCCAUGUCAAGUCCCCAUAUUGAUAUGGGUCUGGAAGCCAGCCUGCCCUGUUGAUCUCCUUCCCAGAAAGCCCAGUAUCUGCCUAGCUUCUGGGUAUGUCCUCCUCUGUUGGACCAGUUCCUCUGGGCCCGAUGAAGUUUAGAUUCUGAUUUAGCGCACUCAGGACCGAGUCCCUGAAUUUUUCCAUCCGUCCUUCCUUCCUUCCUUCCUUCCUUCCUUCCUUCCUCCCUUUCUUUCUUCCUUCCUUCCUCUCCCUUUUCCUCCCUUUCUCCCUUCUCGUUUCCUUCUUUCCUUGCCCCCCCAAUUUCUUUUUGAGGAAGAGUCGCACUUCCGCUGUCUAGCUGAAGAGCUUGAACUCCAGGCCUGGACUGCAUGGCUAUCCUUCUGCCUCAGGAGCCUUUAGUGGUAGGGUUACAGGUGCGAGCCAUCAUUCCCUGCUUUCUGGAAUCUCAUCUAACAAGCCCCAACGCCAUGCCCUUCUUCUGGUCAGUGGACCAAACUUUGAGUAGUCACAGUUUGAAUAAACCUGUUGUGGAUA
Myodes glareolus (Bank vole) is the source of this 1854-nucleotide messenger RNA. RefSeq names its product calcium homeostasis modulator 3 (gene Calhm3). Gene Ontology annotation, molecular function: monoatomic cation channel activity. The record is from RefSeq and is a predicted model, not a curated record. Lineage: Eukaryota; Metazoa; Chordata; Mammalia; Rodentia; Cricetidae. Gene Ontology annotation, cellular component: plasma membrane.